CUCCGAAACAAAUAGAGCCCAGCCCAACAUCCAUCUCUAUUGAUUCUUUCCCAUCUUAAAACCCUAAUCCCAUAAACUUAUAACCCUUGCAGUCGAAAUUCUCUCUCUUCGAAUACUCCGAACAUCAGCAACGUCUAGGGUUUCCGCCGCAAAAAAUGGGUAAAGGUACAGGUAGUUUCGGUAAGAGGAGGAACAAGACCCACACUUUGUGUGUGAGGUGUGGUCGUCGCAGUUUCCAUCUCCAAAAGAGCCGAUGCUCUGCUUGUGCUUAUCCUGCUGCUCGCGUCAGGAAGUACAACUGGAGUGUGAAGGCUAUCAGGAGGAAGACAACAGGAACUGGUAGGAUGAGGUACCUCCGUAAUGUCCCAAGGAGGUUCAAGACUGGUUUCAGAGAAGGUACUCAAGCUGCUCCAAGGAAGCAUGCCGCAGCUGCUUCUUAAUUCUAGUACCUGAAUUUCGUUGGGCGGACAAUUGCCUCUGGUGGUGUUUUUAGUUUCCUUUAAAAGCGUGGAAUAGCCAAUUUUGGAUCAUUGUUUAAGAACAGCAGAAUUUGUACUUGUAAUGAGAUGUUUUGAAAUUCUGAGAAGUUUUGAGUUGUUUAGCUAAUUGACGUCAUACUGCAAUCUAAAGUCUCAAUAUCAUUUUAGUUAUGGUUCUUGAU
Beta vulgaris subsp. vulgaris (sugar beet) is the source of this 661-nucleotide messenger RNA. Its product is annotated as 60S ribosomal protein L37-3. The transcript has 4 exons. Gene Ontology annotation, cellular component: cytosolic large ribosomal subunit; ribosome. The coding region runs from base 156 to 440 and encodes 94 amino acids. NCBI's taxonomy places the organism in Eukaryota, Viridiplantae, Streptophyta, Magnoliopsida, Caryophyllales, Amaranthaceae. Gene Ontology annotation, biological process: translation. The record is from RefSeq and is a predicted model, not a curated record. Gene Ontology annotation, molecular function: RNA binding; structural constituent of ribosome.